AGCCUAUCUGUGGUGCAUGCGCGUUUCGCGGUGAAUCCUGUUCAUAUCCUCUAUCAGCACUAUCCACUUCUGCGCCAUCUAGGUCUUCUCAACGAUCAGACUCCGCAGCAGAUCCCUUGCAACCAUUGGAAUUUCGUCGUCAAGGACUGUCCGCAGAAUCCCCUCUGCUCGACCAAGGUAUCAAUCUAGCCGACUUACGACUCCUAUCAAGGUUCAUGAUGCACACAUCAAGAAAAAUGACCCUCAAUGCGGCACGCAAAUAUGUUUGGGAGCAGGUGAUCCCAGACAUGGCGACGAAAAAGGAGUAUCUGAUGCAUCUACUCCUCACUCUCUCCGGCGAGCAUGUUCUAUAUCAAGCCCACGUGGCGGAAUCAACCGUCUCAGGCAUAGACGACAGCCAGGCUUCUUUGGCUGCCUACAGCCAACAGGAGCUUCAGCUUGAGUAUCACCGCGUCAUUCAGCAUCAUCAAAAGGGCCUCGAGGGAUUCCGCCAGGCCCUGAACGAUAUCUCUGCCGCCACCGCCGAGUAUGUCUUCUGCGGGGCACUUCUCAUUAUCGCUAUCGCCUUUGCUUCAAUAUCUACCAGAAAUCAAGAUUGCACCGCCGGGCUGGCUUUCAGCCAAGCCGAAGAUGACCAGAACCCGUACAUCCACUGGCUGCAUCUUGUACGCGGCCUGACAAGCGUAGUUGAGGGGCACUGGUUCACUCUCAAGCGCGGACGAUUACGGACCAUGUUGUUCUACACGCACGCAAACGACGAUUGGAAGGUAGCUGUACCGGCCAUUUCCUCAUCGCAGUUUCCCCGCUUGAGGUAUGCCCCGAAAGUCUUCCACGUGUUUGCCCAAGGUGCCUGCCAAGCUCUUCAAAUGCUUCGCAUCUUUGCAGGGACACUGUCCCCGAGCCAAGAGGCCACAACGUCCAUUGAUGGGGAUAGCUUCGGCAGACCUCAGCAGUCCGACAACCACGAACAACCAUCACCCAACGAAGCGGCCGAUAACAGUCCACAGCACGACCACGAACAAGACGAAUACCCAGAACACGACCACCUCCACGCCAUCGACAGACUAGAAGAGAUCUACAUGCGCAUCCUCUACGCCCUGCAAUUUUCGCGAAGCGAGCGUGACUUUCCGGCCUCCCUCGACAUUCAGAACGAUAUUGAAGACAGCGCCGUGAAUUCCUGGCCCUGUAUGCUUUCGGAUUGCUUCUUUGACAGCCUCAAGCGUUCCGCUCUUGACCACCUGGGAACCGCGGAGGGAUUCUCGUACACGAUCCUGGCUCAUUUCUACCUUGUCUCAAUCCUACUUCAAGAUGUGUGGUAUCUCAACAGCGGUUUUCGCUCAGAGAUUCAGAAGAUCAUCCGGCUGGUGAGCCGACUAGAGAACGAGGCACUAAGUGGUUUAUUGACGUGGCCAAUGGCCGUCAUCGCGGAGUCUCGAUGAAGCGAAAUCUGCCUCACUCACCUUUUUGACCUUCUCUUCUCCCGGGUUAGGAUUUCUCCUUUUCUCUCUCUAUUUCCCAUUUCCCUCGCUCUCCCUGGUUGGAAGGCAGAUUUCAUACUUUUCGUAACCCCAUCCAUGAUUCGCAUACAAUACCAUAUACCCUCCGCACCUUGUCCAGCAUACUCAAAAGUCUGCAGGCUUCUGUGGGGCGAAGAUUCGCUCGGGUGGCACCUGAAUAACCUUUUCUGCCUCCAUUGGCCCUGGUUCUCCACACAUGCGGAACCAGAGUUUCGUGACUGGGUGACUUCCUGGUUCCAACUGUAAGCUUCUUUUGAACGAAUAUACGAAUAUACGAAUCCUUGCAAUGUCGUC
This is a messenger RNA of Aspergillus uvarum CBS 121591, 1811 nucleotides long. RefSeq lists its product as uncharacterized. The coding region runs from base 216 to 1439 and encodes 407 amino acids. Gene Ontology annotation, biological process: regulation of transcription by RNA polymerase II. Lineage: Eukaryota; Fungi; Ascomycota; Eurotiomycetes; Eurotiales; Aspergillaceae. The transcript has 2 exons. The record is from RefSeq and is a predicted model, not a curated record. Gene Ontology annotation, molecular function: DNA-binding transcription factor activity, RNA polymerase II-specific.